Molecule: messenger RNA, 2955 nt
Organism: Striga asiatica
Lineage: Eukaryota; Viridiplantae; Streptophyta; Magnoliopsida; Lamiales; Orobanchaceae
Source: the annotation of a GenBank genome assembly
AUGGAUACAUGCGCGGCCAUAAGCAUAGUGGUGCCCGAUCUCACUCUUGCAGAAGGUAGGGAAAUUCAAUGCUCUAGUCAAGGCCUUUUAGCAGUCUCACUUGAAUUCUCCCUCUCUUUGAUCCACCUUCCCGAGCAGGGAAGAGAACGCAAAUGCUUCUCCUCCAUCAUCUCCUUCAAAUACUUGUAUGCAUUAUUCCAAUCAGAUAUGCGCCUAGUCACCUACUUUGGGAUCCAACUAUCUCGGACCUCGGUUGGUGUGGAUAAUCUUCAAGAAAGAAUAUUCGAGAAGUCGGUUUUUGUCUUUAGUGUGAGGUCGGUUUGCCUCCAUAAGAAGUUGAGUAAAAGAGAAGAGCGGAACUACAACAAGGAAAAGGAAGAGUUUCGGGUCGCAUUCAAAACAAGGACCGAUCUAGAGUUCUUGGAUGAUGGGUUUAAAUGGAAAAAAUAUGGGAAAAAGAAGGUGAAGAGCAGCCCCAACCCUAGCUUCAUGUUUGAUCGAAUAUGGAAGCAUAAUGUUAUUAGUCGAGUGCUCAACGAGCCGCUUAGAACUUUAAUCGAGGUAGUAUCUGUUGUCGCAGUGGGAUCUGGCGUCGGACUCUGGUCGAACAGGGUGACGACGAGUAGUAUACGGUGGUCAGUGGCGGAGCUGACGGAGGAGGUAGGCCCUAGUCACCGGUCGCUUCUCUUCGGCCGAUUCUAUGUUGGUCUGGUCCUCUGCUCCCCCCAAAGAGGAUGUUCCUCUACUCGCAAAGACGUUGGAGGAGUUGACCUUGUAGACUGUGUCGUUGUUGCCGUGGUCGUGGACCUGGAGCCUCUUGGCGGCGGAGAUGGGGGAGGGGGUAGCGGGAGGUGGGAGAAGGAGCUGAAAACGAGGGUGUCGAUCGGAGGAGUCGAGGAAGAGGAGGCGGAGGCAGAGGCGGAGACGCAAGUUGACGGGGCGGCGGUUGCCGACGACGGGCAUGGGCGGCGCGAGUGGCCGCAGUUUUCGGCUUUGAGUUUCUGGUUUGUUGCUUUGUUGGAUCUCUGUGUUGUUGGGAGUGACUUGUGUGUCGACUCAGGUGGUCGUGCGUUAUGUCUGCUAGAUCAGGGCUCCCUGGAACGGUGCAGAGACCUGCGGCUGCAACUAAGGGCGACCUUGCAACCCGCAGCGACGGGACCAGGGAGCGACGCGGUUACUAGACCCUCGACGAUUCAAGGAUUCGGCCCCGCGGCGGCGACCCCACGGGUUCGGCCACAUUCCUCAUCGCCUCUCAAUUGGAAAAAUCGAACCCUAAUUCCACCGGAUAAAGGAGAACUAAAACACAUUAUAUACAAAAGUUGUCGGUCAGGUUUGGCCACAGCACCAGAUCCAGGCAUCGGGUUGUCACACGUGGCUUGGCCACCCUCGACGAAAUCUGCCAGCCCACUUGUCUUCCUCUCCACCGAUGGUCAUCUCCCGUCAGCGACGGAUCCAAGAAACUUGUUGGGCGAGAGCGAUUGUUCAGAAGAGAUAACAGUUGUUUGUGGUGAAGAUGGUGGUGGUGGUCAAUGGUGGUGGCAGUCCGAAGCCAUGACGGGUAAGGGUCGGAAAACAUCCCCGUUUUACUGGGGAGAUAAUAUUCUGUUUCGGGAAGAGGAGACAAUGUUCUGGAGAGAAAGGGAAAGGGAGAGUAAGGAGCAGCAGAAUGGCGGGCCUCCGGUCGGACAGGUCUGCAAGGACAUGAAAGUGAUUUUAGCUUGCUUUCUGUUCUCCCAUGUACUAGGCCAGUUGGCAUCAGAAAGCUGUGACCAUAUUUUUUCCCUAUUUCGAUCAGUGGUAUUAAUGGCGGAUGGCGGUGUGGGAAAAACUUCUCUUGUUCAUCUGAUUAUGAAAGGUUCUUCCAUUGCACGUCCUCCUCAAACUGUUGGUUGUGCUGUUGAUGUCAAGCAUACAACCUAUGGAAACUCUGGUAGCUCAUCCAGUAGCAUCAGAGGUGACUCGGAGAGAGAUUUUUUUGUUGAACUCUGGGACAUUUCGGGGCAUGAACGUUAUAAAGAUUGCCGUUCUCUGUUCUAUUCCCAAAUUAAUGGCGUUAUGUUUGUUCACGAUCUUUCUCAAAGAAGGACAAAGACAAGCUUGCAGAAGUGGGCUGCUGAGAUUGCAGCAACCGGGACGUUCUCAGCUCCUUUAGCUAAUGGGGGCCCAGGUGGGCUUCCUGUUCCCUAUAUUGUUAUCGGUAACAAAGCAGAUAUUGCGUCGAAAGAGGGCACACGAGGAAGUAGUGGCAAUCUUGUAGAUGUGGCUCGGCAAUGGGUUGAGAAACAAGGAUUACUUCCGUCAAGUGAAGAAAUUCCUUUAACCGAGAGUUUCCCAAGUGGUGGAGGCCUUCUAGCAGUAAGUUUAGGUUUAGAGUAUAAGGCACACAGUUACUGGCAUAUUGAUGAUUUGACCUGCAUCCUCCGAUUCUAUGUUGCCAACUGCAAGUUUAUGAAUUUUAAGCUGAAAGGCCUUAUAUUAGUGAACUUUAAGCGAAACAGCAUUCUAUAUCUGUAUCCUGUGGUUUUAUUAUUGAAUGAAUAUUUGCUCUCAAUCCAGGCAGCCAAGGAAGCCCGUUACGACAAGGAAGCAGUGAUGAAAUUCUUCCGUAUGUUAAUCAGGAGGAGAUACUUCUCAGAUGACUUGCCUGGUGCAGGCCCAUGGUCUGCUCACGUAAAUCGGCCAUUGACACAAUCAAGUGAAAUCACGAGUGAUGACGACCACCUGUAUAAAAGUUCAAGUGCAUUUUCACCACUAGGGUCGAAUACCGAGAGACUCGUCGCUGGGGUCGGACACCGAAAGCCGAACGACCAAUCAGGCCCGCCAAAUCCGCAGCCCAUGGCGGGGAGGGUUGGGCAAGCAUUUUUCAGGCCCGCCAGCCAGUCCGCCCCGCCCCGCCUCGCCAUUUGGCGGGCUUUGGUGGGGUACGGGCCGGCCCGCCCCACCAGCCCGUUUUGA